This is a messenger RNA of Somion occarium, 3348 nucleotides long. Lineage: Eukaryota; Fungi; Basidiomycota; Agaricomycetes; Polyporales; Cerrenaceae. The record is from the annotation of a GenBank genome assembly.
CUGUGCCGAAUAUGGACUCUUAUCUCAUCACUUCUAGCAAGUCCUCGGUUGUUCCUCUGAAGCUUUAGAGUGUUCACUCCAUUCGUACAGCGUAAUCUACUCUCUAUUAAACACGCUAUGACUUCUUACGAGGGGGACUCUGACACCGAAAUCUCAAGUGCUGAAACCCAGUUCGUUCCACGCUCCGAUGACGAACUUUGGGACGCUAUCGAAAUCCUAGGAGAGAACAAGUCCAAAUACAGGAUACGGUGGGCUGGUACAGAUCCCAAAACUCGAAAGUCAUACAAACCCACAUGGGAAUUCAAACAUGAUUGUACGCCCGACCUCGUGAAGGCUUGGAAGCAGAAGCAGGCCUUGAAAAAGGCCCAACCUAAACGAAAGCGUGCCGGGGUAGCCCCGAAAACACUUACUUCAAGGAAGAACCAGGCUCGAAAGUUGACUAGGGUUAGUACGACGCGUCAACCAGAGGAGGACGAAGAGGAGAAGGGAGAAGGAGCGGCACUGCCCAAGGGACGAAAGGCGCGGGUUACAUUCCAGAGCAAAGGGAAACAGAAGGCGGGAGCCGCAGAUAUAGAGGAAACUGAAGCGGAAGGGGAGGAGGAGCCAGAGGAGAAAUCAAGUCCAGAGGAGAAAUCAAGUCCAGAGGCGAAACCAGGAAGACAAAGACGCGAAGUAGAUUCCGAAGAAGAUUCUCCCGAGCCUCUCGUCAAGAUCGGGCCUCCUAGACCUCAGAAGCGGAGGAGGACCAGCGAGGUGAAACCCAACACUCCCCCGCGCAAGAGGAGACGGCUGCCGAGCCUUGCCCAGGAAGAGGAGGAAAGCAGUCCUGACAUUGUCCGUGAGCGGACUGUGGCGGAACCUUCGAGUCCAUCAUUGUCGGAUGAGGAGGAGGUUCCCGUUAAGCCUGCUUGGACGCGUCGACCUAAGGUGCGUUCAUCCUCUCCACCGGAGGAUCUGUCUACGGCUGCUCCUUCACAAGAUGAGGAGCAAGGACUUGAUCAGAUAUCUCGAGAAGAGAUGUUGAUCGAGCAAAUGGAGGAGUCUCUCUUUGAUCUUGAACCGCGCUUCUCUCCCCAUCCACUGCGUGUCAGUCAGCAGGAAGUUAUAGAGGAAACGAUUUAUCCUCAAGAGAAUUCAAUACCCACCAUGCCUUCGACUGCUUCUACACAACGAGCCAUGGUCGAUAGCCAGUCACAGCCACACACACUCACAAAAACUCAGGCCUCGCAAAAGGCCGCCGAAACCAGCAAGUCUUCCAGUAUUGUCCACCAUGUCACCUUUAGCCGCAGUAUCCAGACGUCCCCGGUGUUUGUACCACCAGACUUCACUAAACUCCAGGUUGAGCAUACAACGCUGACGGAUAAAUACGAGGAUCUCGCUGAAAGCUUGGGCGCAUCAGAAGAUCGGGUUGCUCAGCUGGAAGAAAUGCUCGGGCGCAUUCGCAGUGAAGGCCUUGCAACAAUCCAACAACUUCAUGAGUCUAGGGAACAAGUACUGCAGGGCGAACUCGCCAAGGCCAAGGACUUGAACCACGUCCUAACUCUUAAAGACCAACGUACAAACGACGAUGUUCGCAGGCGCGCCGCCUGUGAACCGGAGCUGCGGGCUCGUAACGUGGAACUGGAGAAGAUGGUAACGCAUUCGGAAGAGGAACUCACAUGGCUCCAUGAUGAAGUCCGGAAUUUGGAGGACGAGAAUGCAAAGUUGCAAGCGCAGGUUCUCGGUUCUCAGAUCGAGAUGGAAAACGUUCGGGAAGAACGCGACGUUGCAACACACUCAUUGGAGACCGUUCGCAUUGAGCUAUCGAAACUACAGUCGGACGCAGCAGAACUUCAGGAAGGAAAGGAAGACGCCGAACGAAUGCUCAAAACUUUACGCGAGGAGAAUGAACGCCUGGAAUCCGAGAUUCAGCGGAGCCAAUCCCAGGUCUCCGACCUUCAAGAACAACUUCAAACCUCACAACGUCGAUUAUCAUCUCCUGUCUCCACCAAAGGUGUACUAGCUUGGCAUGUCAACAGACACCCUAUCUUGAGUCUAGAACCGGUCAGCGAUAACGAGGUUAUCCCUGAACACCCCUACACCCCGUGUCAAGUAAUUGUAAAUGGCCAACGGUGUGCGAAACGGUUCAUGAGUAGCGAUGUGAGUGGCAAGUCUUCGUAUACUCGUGAUAUUUUAAGUAACUUUGUCACUCAUAGGCUGUAGUGCGACAUGCGUUCGCUGAACACUACAAGAUGACGAUCGACGGCAUUCUCUCAUGAUCUGUACGACAUGUCACUCCAUCCCGUCAUUGUCAGAUAUAUACCCUGUAUUGUAAGUUCGUAACGUGGAGUCCCGAGUGGUUGCUGCUUUUGCUGUUCUACCUCAACUUUGCCAUAGUAACUGCUGACGUUGAGAUAAAAGACAGGCAUGUACGUUCUUUUGUUCUCGUAUCUGCUGUCCAUUUCUAGGAUGCUACCGUGAACCAUAUCGUUGUCCGGCGUCAUCCUCUUGAAGCGGCUUUUGUUCUAAGAGUUGACUUGCAUGCAACACAUGCUCCGGGUACGUUAUCUGUGUCCUCUAUUUAACUGACGGAAGAAGCUUGCCUCGUGUUAGAUUUAAAUGCAUGUGACGACGAAGAUGGGCAGCUGAACCCUUGCUAACAGCGCCGAAAUAGUGGCCAGCCACCCCACAAAGGCUUCCUUAGCAUCUCUCAGCACCGUUUCGCGACUAUGGUUGGCCGAUAUCCCGGUUACCUGUUUGCUGUGCCGAAGUGAGGUUGUUCGUCUACGUGCUAUGACUCGAUAUGUCUGGUGAGUGUUAUUUGUGUCAUGUUGAAGCACCUUUCGAAAAUGGUUGCCUAGCAACCACUGGAAGUGCGACGGAUUCGACUUCCACAUACAGCUGGCUGCUGUGGCGUAGUUGAAUCGACAUGCACUGCAUUUCUUGCAGGUGCAGACGUAUAAAGAGGCAGUAUUGUUGAACCGUCGUCAACAAAUCGUCAACGAACCCAUAUUUCACUGCGGCAUGCGAAGAAUAGCGCAAUGGGUGACUCGAGGUCAUUCUCCUCCUUAUACUCGACUUCAAGACGAAGAUCCCGAGGGUGCCCCACCAGCCCCUCAACUCUUUGGAUGUCAUGAGGCAAGAACCGAUACCUGAGGCACCAGCUCCGCAUGCCCAGUCUCAUCCCUAUCCCUUUCGCCUUGCUCACGAGGAGCAGGAUUGGAAAGUGCAACUAGUGUUCAUGGUUACGGACUGUAGUGAGGGUGGUCUCUGGUUCAUCGACAUCUUUGAAGGGUCGUCUCCGCCCACACGAUUUGUGCGACUUGCACCCUCCAAGCUCCAGAAUGGCAAUUUCUAUUAUCAUGGCCC